This is a messenger RNA of Racocetra persica, 176 nucleotides long. The record is from the annotation of a GenBank genome assembly. NCBI's taxonomy places the organism in Eukaryota, Fungi, Glomeromycota, Glomeromycetes, Diversisporales, Gigasporaceae.
ACCAGCUGCAUCUGAUAUCUAUAAUAAAUUAUCAAGCUGGCUAUGGAUAUUAGAUAAGAGUAAUGCUGCAAAAGAUAAUCAUGAAUUAGUAAUAUUAAAAACAUUCCAGUCGACCGAUGCAAUUAUCCCAACAUUAUCAACUGAAUUGCCAAUUUGCCCUAAAGAUAAACUUACAA